This is a messenger RNA of Empidonax traillii (willow flycatcher), 3566 nucleotides long. RefSeq names its product regucalcin. The transcript is spliced from 17 exons. The record is from RefSeq and is a predicted model, not a curated record. NCBI's taxonomy places the organism in Eukaryota, Metazoa, Chordata, Aves, Passeriformes, Tyrannidae. The coding region runs from base 51 to 3341 and encodes 1096 amino acids. Gene Ontology annotation, cellular component: histone acetyltransferase complex. Gene Ontology annotation, molecular function: calcium ion binding; gluconolactonase activity; enzyme regulator activity. Gene Ontology annotation, biological process: regulation of transcription by RNA polymerase II; L-ascorbic acid biosynthetic process.
AUCAGCUGAAGCGAAAACAUCUACCUCAUGACCUGGCAUGAUGCGUCAGGAUGAAACGCCACAGGCAUCUAAGCACCAGUGACAGUUCAGACAAUGAGAGUCCUUCCACUUCCUUUUCCUCUUGUUCUAAAUACAGGAGCAAGUCAAAAACACCAGCAAAUGAACAAAAGAAACCUGCUGAGGUGUUCCGCAAGGAUCUCAUUAGUGCCAUGAAACUACCAGAUUCUCACCAUGUCAACCCUGAUGAAUACUAUGUCUUUGCGGACACGUGGAAACAAGAAUGGGAGAAAGGGGUUCAAGUUCCAGCCAGUCCCGAAACUAUUCCACAGCCUUCUCUCAGGGUUGUAGCAGAAAAAGUGAAAGAAGUACUGUAUACACGACCAAGGAAAUACAUCCACUGUUCCAGCCAAGAACCCACAGAACCAGGUUACAUCAACAUUUUGGAAUUAGCAGAAUCUGUGUGCCGCUAUGACUUGGAUGACAUGGACAUCUUUUGGCUUCAGGAGCUAAAUGAAGAGCUUACAGAAAUGGGAUGUGGGCCCCUGGAUGAAAACACAAUGGAAAAGACAAUUGAAGUGCUGGAACGGCACUGUCAUGAGAAUAUGAAUCAUGCCAUUGAGACUGAAGAGGGGUUGGGUAUCGAAUAUGAUGAAGAUGUCAUCUGUGAUGUGUGCCGGUCCCCCGACAGUGAAGAUGGGAAUGACAUGGUGUUUUGUGACAAGUGUAAUAUUUGUGUCCAUCAGGCAUGCUAUGGAAUCUUAAAAGUACCUGAAGGGAGCUGGCUGUGUCGCACCUGUGUCCUGGGAAUACAUCCUCAGUGCCUCCUGUGUCCCAAAAGAGGAGGUGCCAUGAAAGCUACCAGGACAGGGACCAAGUGGGCACACGUGAGCUGUGCUCUUUGGAUUCCAGAGGUUAGUAUUGCUUGCCCAGAAAGGAUGGAGCCAAUCACAAAGGUGUCUCACAUUCCACCGAGUCGAUGGGCUCUAGUGUGUAGUUUAUGCAAACUGAAAACUGGUGCUUGCAUUCAGUGUUCUGUGAAAAGCUGCAUCACUGCCUUUCAUGUCACCUGUGCCUUUGAGCAUAGCUUAGAAAUGAAGACUAUCCUGGAUGAUGGGGAUGAGGUCAAGUUCAAGUCGUAUUGUCUAAAGCACAGCAAGAACAAACAGAAUUCGUUGCCUGAUGUUGAGGAGCACCCCAAGACCGUGUCAGAGCAGAAGCAAACAGAGAGUGAGAAAACGAGUUUACGAGCCCAAAAACUCAGAGAGCUGGAAGAAGAGUUUUACUCACUAGUUAAAGUGGAGGAUGUUGCAGCAGAGCUGGGCCUUCCUAAACUUGCUGUAGACUUCAUCUACAAUUACUGGAAAUUAAAGCGAAAAAGUAACUUUAACAAACCAUUGUUUCCUCCCAAGGAGGAUGAAGAAAAUGGCUUGGUGCAGCCAAAAGAAGAUAGCAUUCAUACCCGCAUGAGGAUGUUCAUGCAUUUGAGGCAGGACCUAGAGAGGGUAAGAAAUCUCUGCUACAUGGUAAGCAGGAGAGAGAAACUGAAGUUGUCCCACAGUAAAGUACAUGAACAGGUCUUCAAUUUGCAAGUCCAACUCAUUAAUCAGGAAAUCGCUGCAGGCCAUACCCUGACAAGUGCACUAGAGAACACACUGUUCUACCCACCUCCCAGGAUCACCCUAAAGUUAAAAAUGCCCAAAUCAGCACUAGGAGACUGCAAAAAUAACUCUCUGAAGCCUGGCAACAGACCGCUUUCUCCUGACAGCAACAGCACUGUUUACAGCAAACGGAGCGUGCCGAUGUCAAAGGAAUCAUUUGAAAUUAAAGCAAAAUCCUACACCAGGUAUCAGCACGACAGCAGAAGUAAUGGGUUGCUGGCAGGGAUUGGCAAGCCUCGGAGCGAGGCAAAGGAUUGUGGCCCCACGCAGAUGAUGGAGUUUCACCGGGGUCAGCCGUCUGGGAAGCCUUUAGCGCUCCAGGCUGCCUUGCAUGGACAGUCUUCCAUUGGGAAUGGGCGGGUGCAGCAGGAGAACUCAAGGCUGAUGGCCAAGUCCAAUGGUCUGAUGGGCAGGGCUGGAGACGUGAGCCAGAGAGACAGCUCCAGCCAGACACCCUACGAACAAGAGUCCAUGCUCACAGCUCACUUGGCCAGCCAGAGCGGUUUCAGAAAAUCCACCAUAGAACAUUUUAGCCGGUCCUUUAAAGAGGCUACCAAUAGUCUAGUAAGGACCACGGAAGAUCUCCGGUGCUGUGAAAAGCCAACAAGAAGACUUGCAACAAAAGAUCGCUUGUGGAGCAAGCAGACACUUGAAGGUGCUCCAUACCAGGACAAUGAUGGGUACUGUCCUGACUUAGAGCUGAGUGACUCUGAAGCAGAAAGUGAUGAAAACAAAGAGCAAGUGAGGUUAAGACGAAGUAGCUCAGAGAGAGAAAGCCCAAGCAUGUCGUCCGUCAGGAUCGAGUGCGUGUCCAACGAGGGCUGCGGGAUCGGGGAGUCGCCCGUGUGGGACGAGAAGGAAGGCGCGCUCCUGUACGUGGACAUCUCGGGUAGGAAGGUGUACCGCUGGAGCCCGGUCACCAGGCAAACUCAGGCCAUCCCCCUGGAUGCUCCUGUGAGCUCCGUGGCUCUUCGGAAAUCUGGAGAUUAUGUCAUCACCCUGGGAACUAAGUUUGCUGCUUUGAAGUGGAAAGAGGAGCAGGUAACCACCCUUACUCAAGUGGACAAGGAUAAACCGAAUAACCGAUUCAAUGAUGGGAAGGUGGAUCCUGCAGGGAGGUAUUUCGCAGGUACAAUGGCUGAAGAGAUUCGUCCUGCUGUGCUGGAAAGACACCAGGGUUCUCUGUAUACACUUUUCUCUGACCUCUCCGUGGUGAAGCACUUUGACCAGGUGGACAUUUCCAAUGGGCUGGACUGGUCACUAGAUCACAAAACCUUCUUUUACAUCGACAGCUUGUCCUAUUCGGUGGAUGCCUUUGAUUAUGAUCUCCAAACUGGAAAAAUUGGCAACCGUAGGAGCAUAUACAAACUGGAAAAAGAGGAGAGCAUUCCUGAUGGGAUGUGCAUUGAUACAGAAGGCAAACUCUGGGUAGCUUGUUAUGAUGGUGGGAGAGUGAUUCGUCUUGACCCUGAGACAGGGAAAAGACUCCAGACUGUGAAACUUCCAGUUGACAAAACAACUUCCUGCUGUUUUGGAGGAAGGGAUUAUUCAGAAAUGUAUGUGACUACUGCCAGUGAUGGGAUGGAUAAAGAGCAGCUUUCACGGCAACCACAGGCUGGUGGGAUUUUCAAGAUAACAGGACUGGGGGUGAAAGGAGUCCCACCAUAUCCAUUUGCAGGUUAAAUACACACUCUUCAGAAUGUAUUGGAGAAGACUGAUGUAAGCAGGACAAGUCUGAAGGAUUUUAUUGUGGUGUUCAGCAUCUUUUGCUUUGAAACCAUAACACCAUUAUAAUAUUUCAUUAAGAAAGCAUGAAAAACUACUGGAAUACGUGGAAUAUUUUAAAAAUGAUCUUUUUUCUCGCUUUAAAUUUACUUUAAGUAUGUGACAGUACUUUUUGCUGUUGUG